This is a messenger RNA of Leptosia nina, 1209 nucleotides long. The record is from the annotation of a GenBank genome assembly. NCBI's taxonomy places the organism in Eukaryota, Metazoa, Arthropoda, Insecta, Lepidoptera, Pieridae.
AUGUCUCAAAAUUCUGAAAAGCCGGUGUCCAUUCAGGAUGUAUCUGAUCCUACGGGUCCUGCAGCACGCAAAGGGGUUCUCGUAUCAUUUAGAACCGGUAAAACUAUGGAGAUACCGGAGAAAGACAUUCUUGGAAGAUGCCGCUUUGUUGGUGAAUUUGAGAAACUAAAUCGUAUCGGAGAAGGAACAUAUGGCAUAGUUUACCGUGCCAGGGACAAAAUGAGUAGCAACAUAGUGGCAUUGAAAAAAGUCAGAAUGGAUGUUGAGAAAGAUGGUUUACCUUUAAGUGGUCUUAGAGAAAUACAGGUAUUAAUGGCAUGUCGUCAUGAAAAUGUUGUGCAGCUAAAGGAGGUGUUAGUUGGACGGUCUCUUGAAAGUAUUUUCCUAUCCAUGGAAUAUUGUGAGCAAGAUUUGGCAUCUUUACUUGAUAAUAUGUCGUCCCCCUUCACGGAAUCUCAAGUAAAAUGUCUCAUGCUGCAAGUGCUAAAGGGUUUAAAAUAUUUACAUUCCAAUUUCAUUGUGCACAGAGAUUUAAAAGUAUCCAAUUUACUUCUUACUGACAAGGGCUGCGUUAAAAUAGCUGAUUUUGGUCUAGCCCGAUGGCUAGGUGCCCCUGCCAGAUGUGCUACACCUCGCGUAGUUACUCUCUGGUAUCGUGCUCCAGAAUUACUGCUACAGUCGCCUAAACAGACACCAGCACUUGAUAUGUGGGCGGCUGGGUGCAUUCUAGGCGAACUCUUAGCAAACAAACCCUUGUUGCCAGGACGGACUGAGAUUGAGCAGCUUGAGUUGAUUGUUGAUUUGCUUGGGACGCCAUCUGAUGCAAUUUGGCCAGAAUUUAGUUCGCUACCAGCCCUACAGAAUUUCACAUUAAAACAACAGCCGUACAACAAUUUAAAACAGCGCUUCCCAUGGCUCUCUGCUGCAGGGUUGCGUCUGCUUAAUUUCCUUUUCAUGUAUGACCCUAAGAAGCGAGCCACAGCUGAGGAGUGCCUUCAGAGCUCGUACUUCAAAGAACAACCGCUACCUUGUGAUCCAAAGCUGAUGCCAAGCUUCCCACAGCACAGGAAUAUGAAGGGACAGAAGGGGUCCAACCAACUUAAUAUACCGUUAUCGAACCUGAACACUGGUGCUAAUGAUCAGACGAAUAAUCUUCCAGCGAUAUCUGAUCUCCUGGGAUCCCUAGUUAAGAAGAGGAGAUUAGAUUAA